CACCGGACAGUGACUUAUGAUAAAGAGAUUUUUAACCUUUAAAACUAAAACACUAAAAUACAUAAUCCAAAGAAGACGGAACAAAAAACAAAAACAGAGCCAGGAAUAAUGUCAGUCUUCCUCUGUUUCCUCUGCCUCUUACCCCUUAUCUUAAUCUUCUUGAAAAAUCUCAAACCAUCGAAAUGGAAGCUUCCUCCAGGCCCAAAGAAGCUUCCGAUCAUCGGGAACUUACACCAACGCCGGGAAUUACAUCCCAGGAACAGUCGGAAUCUUUCCGAAAAGUACGGACCAAUCGUGUUUCUCCGAUACGGAUUCGUCCCCGUGGUCGUGAUCUCGUCAAAAGAAGCAGCAGAGGAAGUUCUCAAGACCCACGAUCUUGAGUGUUGUAGCCGACCAGAGACGGUUGGGACCAGAGCAAUCUCUUACAACUUUAAAGACAUCGGAUUCGCACCGUACGGUGAAGAUUGGAGAACGAUGCGGAAGCUCUCGGUGGUCGAGCUCUUCAGCUCGAAAAAGCUUCAAUCUUUCAGGUAUAUCAGAGAGGAAGAGAACGACUUGUGUGUCAAGAAACUCUCUGAUUUAGCUUCGAGACGAUCUUUGGUGAAUCUUGAGAAAACCCUUUUUACUUUAGUCGGAAGUAUAGUGUGUAGGAUAGGGUUUGGGAUAAAUCUCCGUGAGUGUGAGUUCGUUGAUGAAGAUAGCAUCGAUGAUCUUGUGCACAAGUCUGAAGAUGUCAUAAGGAAUUCUAUCUUCUCUGAUUUCUUUCCCGGAUUAAUGGGUAGGCUCAUCGAGUGGAUCUUCAGUGAGAGGAAGAGAUUGAAUAGACUUUACUCGGAAGUAGACACUUUCUUUCAGAAUAUUCUUGAUGAUCAUCUCAAGCCUGGAAGAGAGAGCUCUGAUAUCAUCGAUGUGAUGAUUGAUAUGAUGAAGAAGCAAGAGAAAGAGGGAGACUCUUUCAAGUUCACCACUGAUCAUCUCAAAGGGAUGAUCUCGGUAAAUCUAUAAUCUUUCAAGAUAAGUGGUUAAAAAUCUUGCAUGCAACACAGUUUGUGACUUUUGUUUUGUUUUACGUCAGGACAUAUUUCUAGCAGGAGUUGGAACAAGCUCCACUACAUUGAUAUGGGCGAUGACCGAGCUGAUCAGAAACCCGAGAGUGAUGAAGAAAGUUCAAGACGAGAUUCGGACAACACUUGGGGACAAGAAGGAGAGAAUCACAGAAGAAGAUUUAAACCAGCUUCACUACUUCAAGCUCAUGGUCAAAGAGAUAUUCAGGUUACAUCCAGCAGCUCCACUUUUGCUCCCAAGAGAGACAUUGUCUCAUGUCAAGAUCCAAGGCUACGAUAUUCCUGCUAAAACACAGAUCAUGAUCAACGCUUACGCGAUUGCACGUGAUCCAAAACUAUGGACAAACCCUGAUGAGUUUAACCCUGAUAGGUUCCUUGACAGCUCCAUAGAUUACAGAGGACUGAACUUUGAGCUAUUACCGUUUGGAUCUGGUAGGAGGAUAUGUCCAGGGAUGACAAUGGGGAUCGCCAUUGUUGAAUUGGGACUAUUGAAUUUGCUUUACUUCUUCGACUGGGGGCUACCAGAGAAGGAAGAAGCCAAGGAGAUCAUCACCGGGAAUGAAGUUGCUCUUGACCUUGUUCAAGUUUUUCUCCACUGAAUGUGUUUUGGUUAUGGAAUGUUUGUACUACACUAAGCUUGAUUCUAAAUUAAUAACAUCUUACAAGUA
Arabidopsis thaliana (thale cress) is the source of this 1732-nucleotide messenger RNA. It is a transcript of the gene CYP71B28, whose product is annotated as cytochrome P450, family 71, subfamily B, polypeptide 28. The transcript has a single exon. Gene Ontology annotation, molecular function: heme binding; monooxygenase activity; iron ion binding. The record is from RefSeq and is marked reviewed. NCBI's taxonomy places the organism in Eukaryota, Viridiplantae, Streptophyta, Magnoliopsida, Brassicales, Brassicaceae. The coding region runs from base 109 to 1005 and encodes 298 amino acids. Gene Ontology annotation, cellular component: membrane.